CGCCCCGCCCCGCCCCUGCCCGGGAGCGGCCGGGCUCGGAGCCGCCGGAAGUGCGCGCGCUGGGCGCUCCCCGCCGCCUCCCCGCUCCCGGGCCGGCGCUGGCUGCGGCCCCCAAGAUGGCGGCGAAGACGCAGGGCGGCAUCCGCCUCAGCGCGCUUUGUCCAAAGUUCUUGCAUACCAACUCCACCAGUCACACCUGGCCUUUCAGUGCAGUUGCGGAACUUAUAGAUAAUGCUUAUGAUCCAGAUGUGAGCGCUAAGCAGAUAUGGAUAGACAAAACAGUGAUAAAUGACAAUAUAUGCUUGACAUUCACUGAUAAUGGAAAUGGUAUGAACACAGAGAAGCUGCACAAAAUGCUAAGCUUUGGCUUCAGUGAGAAAUCUGUUAUGAAUGGCCGUGUUCCAGUGGGACUGUAUGGAAAUGGGUUUAAAUCGGGGUCCAUGCGCCUGGGAAAAGAUGCGAUAGUCUUCACCAAGAAUGGGGAAACCAUGAGUGUUGGCCUGUUAUCUCAGACCUUCCUUGAGGUCACAAAAGCAGAGCAUGUCAUGGUUCCUAUAGUGACAUUCAACAACCAACGACAGAUAAGUGAUCCAACAGAAUCCAAAAACAGCCUGAAGGCCAUCUUAUCACAUUCUUUAUUUCCUACUGAGGAGAAAUUACUGGCAGAGCUAGAUGCUAUCAUGGGGAAGAAGGGAACAAGAAUUAUAAUUUGGAAUCUUAGAAGAGAUAAAAAUGAAAAAACGGAGUUUGACUUUGACAAGGAUAAAUAUGACAUCAGAAUUCCAGAAGACUUAGAUGAAACAGGGAAAAGAGGAUAUAAAAAACAAGAGAGGCUAGAUCAGAUUGUUCCAGAAAGUGACUACUCACUACGAGCUUACUGCAGUAUUUUGUAUCUGAAGCCAAGAAUGCAGAUCAUUCUGCGAGGACAAAAAGUAAAAACACAGCUGGUUUCCAAAAGCCUUGCUUUCAUUGAACGUGAUAUAUAUAGGCCAAAAUUUUUGAAUGCUAAAACUGUAAGAAUUACGUUUGGAUUUAACUGCAGAAACAAAGAUCAUUAUGGAAUCAUGAUGUACCAUAAAAACAGACUCAUCAAAGCUUAUGAAAGAGUUGGCUGUCAGCUAAAGGCAAAUAACAUGGGUGUUGGUGUAGUUGGAAUUAUUGAGUGCAACUUCCUAAAACCAACUCAUAACAAACAAGAUUUUGAUUACACAAAUGAAUACAGACUCACAAUAGCGGCUCUCGGAGAAAAGCUUAAUGAUUACUGGAAUGAAAUGAAAGCAAAGAAAAAUGAAGAAUAUCCGUUAGCUUUGCCAGUUGAGGAGAUCCAAAAGCAGCCUGAUCAGACGUGGGUACAAUGUGAUGCAUGUCUGAAGUGGCGGAAGCUUCCAGAUGGAAUAGAGCACUUGCCAGAAAAGUGGUACUGCUCGCUGAACCCUGAUCCACAAUUCCGGGAUUGUAAUGUGCCAGAAGAACCAGAAGAUGAUGACUUAAUACAUCCCACGUAUGAGAAAACUUAUAAGAAAAAAGACAGGGAAAAAAUGAAGAGACGGCUGGACUACGGUCACCAGAUCAAUAAUGAAAUGUUUUUAAAAACACCUGUUUCCUCAAGUAAAGACUUUAAAACGUUCUCAGCUGUGAGUGGAAAGGAAGCUGUUCCAAGAGCACUUUUACCAGAAACAUCAAAUGCUUCUGUCAGAAGACCUCUGCUUGUUUCAAACAGAUCAAUAUCUUCACCUCAUUCUGAUUCUGACAACAGUCUGAAACGGAAGACACCUGGCUGUGUCACACCUGUGUCUUUAAAAACACCUAGAUUAAAUGAGAGAAUAUUCAACAACCAUGAUGAUGACGAUGAUGUCAUUAUUUUAGAGGAGAGCAGCACUCCAAAGCCUUCAGCAGAUUCUGAUGUUCCAGUGGUAAAAACUGAAUGUAUUAAUGUGGACCAGGAUGAGAAGCAGAUAGAAAACUGUGAUGUCGGAGAACCUUGCAGCGCGACUGCUUCAGAUUCAAAAAGUGAACAGUUGACCUCUGCAACACAGACGGAUGUCCCAAAUUUAGUGGUUAAAAAGGAAGAGAUGGAAGAUGAGACUGAAAUUCCAAUUCCCAGUGUAGAAGUGGAAAUUAAGCAGCACAAUGUAGAUUCUGAGACAUCUGCAGAUCUUGGAAAUGAACUGAGAAAUCAGCUGCAAUUAGUAAACAAAGAAAAAGAAAUGUACCAAAACAAAUGUGAGGUAUUAACCAAGCAAGUAGAAACACUGGAACAGAGGAUACUAGAAAUGAAUAAUAAGUAUGUGAAAAAAGAAAUGUGCCAUCAGUCAACUGAGACAAUUUCUUCGUUUGCAGAAGAAAAUGUUCAUGAAAAAAGUUUGGCAGAAGUAAGCGUGCUAUAUGAACAGGCCUUAGAAGAAAUAGCAAAACUAAAAGAACAAUGCAGUACUCUGCAGAACUUAAAGACUGAAUGCAGCAAGUGUGCUGAUGGUGAAAGUAAGAGUGAGGUCGACGAAAUUGCUGUACAGCUAGACGACGUUUUCAGGCAACUGGACAAAUGCAGCAUUGAGAGAGACAGUUACAAAAGUGAGAUUGAAAUGCUACAAGUGGAAAAAAAUAAAAUUGCCUGUCAAUGUGAAGAACUCAAAGCAGAAAUCGCACAGUUAAAAGCUUCAAUUCCGCAAGCGGUAGCACGAGCAAAUGAUUCUACAACCAGUAAUGUAGAAGAGACUGUAAAUUUUUCUGACGGAGAAAGCCUGAAACUACGCUCCCUUCGAGUGAAUGUUGGACAACUUUUGGCUACAAUCAUGCCUGAUCUAGACUUGCAGCAAGUAAAUUAUGAUAUUGAUGUGGUAGAUGAAAUUUUAGGACAAGUUGUAGAACAAAUGCAUGAAAUCAGUAGUACUUAGUAUCUUAAGAUUUUAGCAGUCUCUUAUUUGUUCUUCCAUUAUAACCUUUGUAUAGGCUCAAAAGUGUAAAUACUGCUUCUUCACUUUAUAUAUUUGACAUAGUUUGAUCGAUAAGUGUAUAUACUCUAUGCAUUUAGAUGUUCCCACAGAUACAGUGGGGGUUAUCUUAACUUCCUCUUAAAGGAACACUGUCAAUAUUGACCAACCCCAAUGUACUUAAUUAAGGAUUUUGCUUUUAAAAUGUAUUUGUAAUUAAAUUUGCAAAUAUUUUUAUGAUUAGGAAUCUUAAUACUUUUCUACAAAAGUUUUGGUUGACUUUUGGUCUUAUAUAAGCAUUGAUACUUGCAAUUUUUUCCUCUUCUGAAAUUGAAGCAGUGGAAUAUAUUAAAAAUGCAAAAAGAGCCUUCCUUGGUUUCCUUCUCAGAACAAACCUCGGUGAUGUUAUUGUAAACUACAGUAUUUUCAUUACUAUCAAAAACGUUGUAUGUUGCAUUAAUGUUCUAGAAAUGUGACUAAUAGAUAACAUUUUUGCCCAUAUUGGCAAUAUUUGUGUUUUUACUACCAAAAGAGGAAAAAAUUCCUUAAGGGUCUCAUCCUGAAAGUGGGUGAUCUUUGACUCCCUUUUGGAUUUUUUGGUGCCACUUAGGAACAUUGUGUACAUAAUCUUGCAGCAUAAACAAAGCCAUGGGAUAUUUCAGCCUUUUAAGUCUUGGAGACCACGUACUUGUGUGUGUCCUGCCCUUGCUACUUGAUUGUUGUUUCCUAGGGUUUGUUUCUGUGUUUGAGUGCAGUGGGAAGGAUGUUUGGUUCUAGCGUUUGUAGUUCCUAUCUGAACAUCUGUAGGUCCCAUCUGAAUGCAACAGUGCUGGUUCCCAAGUCUAGUACGUACCAGUACAUGGGUUCAAGUGGUUGGUUUUCAACAUGCAGCUCUUGCCCACUUCUUUCCAAGUCAGAGGCAUCCGACGGAAUGGGAAUGAUUCUGGUGGCCUACUGGAGAGAAUGUAUCAAAAGCUAGGGUUGGACUCCCAGAGGACCUCAGCUGUAGCAUCAGCUCUUGAGACUUUAAGGCGUUUUUUCGGGGCAGCCCAGUGCUGAAACGGAAUGACAAAGAGGUUCUGUGAUGUAUACAAAUGCUUGUAUAUGUUAUCUUGGGGGGUGGGGGCAAGUUUCUCUAGCAUUAAACACGUAUUCUGCCCUGGAGUCUUUCAGGCUGGCAUGUGAGGGUGCUGAGACUCAUUUCCAGAACUUACUUUCUUUCUAUCAAUGUGCCAUGCUGUGUAUAAAUGGGUCAGACUACUGAAUCCUUGAUCAUCUGGUUGAAAUAGAAAUACUUCGAAAAGGAGGCAUGUCUUAUCUGUGGUGUGUAACUACACAGUAAGCUAAAGCUGAAAGUGUUCAAAUACAAUUUUUUUAUACCCUCUUGAAGUUUAGACAUCCUUUAGAGUUGCUCUUUUUUUUUUUCCUUUAACCUCCUUAAAUGUUUCACAGCAACUAUUAAGCCACUAGUACUAUGCUCUAAUGCUCACGCAAACUUCCUGGAGGAAAUGGUGCUGAGACAAAACGUUAUUACAGUGGUGACAGUAUUCUCGGCCUGUUGCAUGCUUUUCCUUUCAAGUUGUCAUGAAUGAGAAGAGGUGGCAAAGACAGCGCAUCUACCUUCUACGUCUGGUAUUACUCCAAAAAGUGAUCAAGAAAAAUGGUUCUUGCUUUAAAAAAAAAUAAAAAUCAUGAAACUGCAUCCAGUGUUUUCAUACCUAGGAGUUCUACUUUUUGUCAAGCCAGUGAUUUUGGCUUUUGCACUGCUAACUGUCCUGAAUAAAAGGCAGAUGAUCCAAUUAAGUUGUAGCUCAGUUUCUCGCAAUGGGUAGCAUUUCAAUUUAAAGAGGCUAUCUGUUUUCAAAUGCCAAUAAGGAUCACGCGAUUCUGUUGUACUUUGUAAUGGCUAAAUUGAAUGUUUGAUUUUUGAAGAGGUGGCUGUAAUAUAACUUUGUAUGACUUUUAAAAAGUUUAUAUUUCCCAUUUAUUGGUGUGUAGUUUUCCAUUUAUUUAUUACGUUUCAUCAGCUCCCGUAGUUGAGUUUAUUGUAGGUGACUGUCAAAAUAUAGCAUAUGUCUAUAUUAAAAAUUGAAAAUUUACAAUGUACAUUUACACUUUGAUGAACAGUGGACUAAUGGAAAUGGUUUUUAUUUACCUGUUAAAAUGUAUUUUUUGUAAAAAA
Anas platyrhynchos (mallard) is the source of this 5112-nucleotide messenger RNA. NCBI's taxonomy places the organism in Eukaryota, Metazoa, Chordata, Aves, Anseriformes, Anatidae. The record is from RefSeq and is a predicted model, not a curated record.